UAAACCCCUUUCAUCUCUCUGAAGUGCUGGGCCCUAAAGGCCUUUUUUGAUCAAGAAACUAAUGCUGAUGGGGGAGCCGGCAGAAUGCUCUGUAGCAAAAUCCUCAGAUGAAAUUUGGGCUAAACUUGUUCCAUCAGACUCAAGAUAUUCAGAUGUAGAGAUAAGGUCUGAUGAGAAAAUAAUAUGUUCUGAGAUGACGUCUUCUGGUGAUAAACAAAAUUGGUGCAAAAUAAUAAGGAACUCUGAUUUAUGUUCUGCUGCCACAGUUAAAACAAUAGGUGCAAUGGAUGUGGGUUCCUACCUUGUUUGUACAUUUCAAAAUACUAUACUAGUUGAUGGGGCUGAGGUUUGCAAUGAAGACUCCAUUCUUAUCAAGGAUGGAAGUGAAAUUAUUUCAGGUCCUCAUAGAGAAGGGUUUGUCAGCUAUAAAUUUAAUAUCGUGUCUAGCGCAGAAACCAGCCAAAGGCAGCUAAAGAUACAUGUGGAUGUUGACAAUGUAAAAUGCAGCAUCUGCUUAAACGUAUGGCAUGAUGUAGUCACUGUUGCUCCAUGCCUACAUAAUUUUUGCAACGGUUGCUUCUCAGAGUGGUUAAGAAGGUCACAAGAAAAACAUUCAACUGUACUCUGUCCUCACUGUAGAGCAGUCGUACAAUUUGUUGGCAAAAACCAUUUUCUACGAAACAUUGCAGAGGAUAUACUAAGAGCUGAUUCUUCCCUCAGACGCUCAGAUGAAGAAGUUGCACUGUUAGAUUCGUAUUCAUCAAUACGAUCAAAUCUUGUCAUUGGACCUCGAAAUAAACGUCGUCGAAAGAGGGCUUACUCACCAUUGGAUGAUCAAAGUGAUGACACAAACCUUCAAUGCCCACAGUGUG
Messenger RNA from Neltuma alba, 872 nucleotides. Its product is annotated as E3 ubiquitin-protein ligase CHFR. NCBI's taxonomy places the organism in Eukaryota, Viridiplantae, Streptophyta, Magnoliopsida, Fabales, Fabaceae. Gene Ontology annotation, cellular component: nucleus. The record is from RefSeq and is a predicted model, not a curated record. Gene Ontology annotation, molecular function: ubiquitin-protein transferase activity; metal ion binding. The annotation marks the transcript as partial. Gene Ontology annotation, biological process: mitotic cell cycle checkpoint signaling; ubiquitin-dependent protein catabolic process; protein ubiquitination. The transcript has 9 exons.